AUGCCGUAUGACUCGCACAAUCCGCUCACAGUAGCACUACCUUACAACUUUAUGAGCAACAACGACUAUCCAACAGAAGUUAUGGCCAAUAGAUUUGUUGCCUGGAGGUCUUUCAUCAAGGAGUUGCUCAAUUAUUUUAGAGAGUACGCUAGUGUUCAAGAGGAGAUAGUACGCCAACAGGCGAGACUCCAACAAGCUGUUGGUUCAACUGCUAGAUCAAUAGCUUCACCCCAGGCAGCUAAUCAUUCAUCAAAUAUUGGUAACCAAGAUUUGGAGGCUAUCACAAAGUCUUUUUUGCCAAUAGGGAAUGGUUCAGUACAAGAUGUACCCGAUAUUUUGUUCCACUAUCAUCAACAGAAUGUGACUAACUCGUCAAAAACUCUUAAGGAAAUCAACGCAAUUAUUAUUCCCAAGUUGGAAGAAUUGAGAAAAGAUUUGCUUGUGAAAAUCAAGGAGAUUAAGAAUUUGCAAAACGAUUUCAAAAACAAUUUGAAUAAGGAGCUCAAUGAAACCAAGUCGUUAAUCAGUCAAUACAACCAAGCGAUGGAAUGGGCAAAUAAGUUGGAUACCAGUCAUAGCCUGCAUCCAGCUGAUGGUGAGCAAGGGAAAUAUGAUCCAUUCUUGGUAAAGACGAAAUUGGACCGUCAGUUGAGAAGGCAAUUGGUGGAAGAGAAUUAUCUCUACGAUGCAUACGCUAAUUUACAAAAUGCCGGCAAACAAUUGGAAAGUAUCGUGGUGGCCGAAAUACAAAAUUAUCUAUCACUGUUUCUCAAAUUAAUUAGAGAGGAAAAUUUGACAUUCACAAACUACUUAGAGCCUAAUAUAUUUAACGGCUUCUUAUCUAAGGAGACAAACUUUGAAUGGAAUGCAUUCAUUGAAAGAAACUUGCCCUCUAAUAAUCUCAGUGUCAGCGCAGUGGGCAAUCAAACAACAUCUUCAGUUAAAAAUGGUACAUUUAUCGACUUGGAUAUUCCAAAGAGACACCUUCAAGACUUUGUCAUUCGUAAUGCUGAGUCCAAUUUGAAUGUUGCUGUGCGUGAAGGUUACUUGGAACGUAGGUCAAAGUUUCUCAAGAAUUAUUCCAGUGCUUGGUACGUCCUUACUUGUUCAUUCAUUCAUGAGUUCAAAUCAAACGACAGAAAGAAAGACCCUCAUCCAGUAAUGUCGUUACCUUUGGACUCUUGUACUGUUAGUGACCAUUCAAAAGACGAUGGGAAGACGAAUGGAGUGUAUAAAUUCAUUUUGACUUCAAAGCUGGCUAGUGCUUUGAUGCACAAGACACAUAAAUGGGUGUUUCGGACAAACACAUAUCAAGACAUGAUUGAUUGGUUCAAUGACAUCAAAAAGAUGACCAGUUUACCCACUCCUAUUGCAAGAGCUAGAACCUUGCCAGAUAGACCUAAGAAUACCGUCACUGCAGUGAAGGCGGAAUCAAGAGCAUCGUCAAUUCGUUCCCCGACAAGAUCUUUGAGAACCGUCAACACCAAUACAUCAAAUUUGCAAAAGACAAGUACCCGAAACUCAAAUCGACCACUUUCGCAAACUACAUCGAUCGCCAAUGCACAUAGGUUAUCAUCCACCUUUUCGCAAAGGAACAACCAGUCACCUAGAUUGGCCAACAUGAUAAACAGUGAUGGAACAAUCAUCACUCCUGUGGAGACUGAUGAUAAUGUCAAACGAAACCCUAGUUUUAUUAGUCAUUCAGGACAUCAACCAAUUAGCCGUGAUCAAACAAUGCAGCUGCAACCAAAUUAUGUACCACAACCACAAGUUCAUUACCAACAACAACAACCUAGAAGUACACUGCCGGUAAUGAGAUAUCAACAGCAACCUUAUCAGUUAAUUCCUGUAGAAUCGGUCACAAGCGGUGGUAAUCCCCAACAACAAGGACAAUUUGCUAACAUUGGCACUCCUUCAAGUAGUGUACCAUACUACAUUCAAAGUGGAGCCCAGCCACAACAGUUUUACGAUCCAGUGCAGCAACAGUACUAUACAAUCACUCCUAGCGCGCCAGUGAGUCAACAGCAAUCUCAAAACGGACAGCAAGUGACGCCACAACCACAGUUCUUUCCUACAUCCCCACGAGGAGCACCAGUGCUGAUUUUGAGUACUUCACCAGCUGCACAGCCGUUUGGAUCAGCAUACUUUUCGCAAUUUGCAGGUGCUCCGGUGUCCCAAUCACAACAGCAAGCUCAAACACAAGCUCCUUUGCAGUCUCAGUCACAAGCUCAGACUAGUCAGAAAAACAUACAUCCAAUGUAUUUGAAUGGUGACUCGAACCAACGAGAUGAUCACACCAACCAUGCCCCAACGACGCAUGAUGCAACUCAAAAUGGCGACGCAUCUCUUCAUCCAAAUAUGCAAAGGCACUUGUCAGCUGAUGAGGUAUCUACAUUGAAGAGUGGCCCAACCGAACAAGAACAACAUCCACUAGUAAGUGCUAAUGGUGAUAUUAACAUCGUUGUAAGUGAUGAUAAGUAA
Molecule: messenger RNA, 2481 nt
Organism: Lodderomyces orthopsilosis Co 90-125
Lineage: Eukaryota; Fungi; Ascomycota; Pichiomycetes; Serinales; Debaryomycetaceae
Gene: SLM2
Product: phosphatidylinositol 4,5-bisphosphate-binding protein
Exons: 1
Coding region: 1-2481 (826 amino acids)
Source: RefSeq, a predicted model, not a curated record